AUGUCUGCCGAGAUGGCGAACGAGAUCAAAUUGAUCAGUGGCCGUAGCCACCCCGACCUCAGCGACAAGGUUGCAAAGCGACUCGGCAUCGAGGUCGCCCGGACCAUUUCGCUCAACUACUCGAACCAGGAGACGUCGUUCACCGUCGGCGAGUCGGUCCGUGACGAGGAUGUGUUUAUUGUGCAGUCCACCGCCACGGGCGAUGUCAAUGAGGGUUUGAUGGAGCUGCUGAUUAUGAUCUCGGCUUGUCGUACUGCGAGUGCGAGGCGGAUAACGGCCGUGAUCCCGAAUUUCCCCUAUGCUCGACAAGACAAGAAAGACAAGUCGAGAGCACCCAUUAGUGCUCGCCUCGUCGCCAACAUGUUGCAGACGGCUGGCGCCAACCACAUUGUGACUGUGGACCUUCAUGCAUCUCAGAUCCAAGGCUUCUUCAGCGUACCAGUGGACAACUUGUAUGCCGAGCCCUCAUUCCUGCGCUACAUCAGGGAAAACUUCAAUGCGGAAGACUGCGUCAUUGUCUCUCCAGAUGCGGGCGGCGCCAAGCGUGCGACCUCGAUCGCGGACCACCUUAACACGGCCUUCGCGCUGAUCCACAAGGAGCGCCCCCGUCCCAAUGUUGUCGGCCGCAUGGUCCUCGUCGGUAAUGUGGAGGACAAGGUUGCCAUCCUCGUCGACGACAUGGCCGACACUUGCGGCACCCUGGUCAAGGCUGCCGCGGUGCUCAAGGAGAACGGGGCCAAGUCUGUCCUGGCGCUCGUCACCCAUGGUAUUCUGUCUGGCAAUGCCAUUGAGACGCUGAACGGCAGUGUUCUCUCCGCUCUGGUAGUGACCAACACAGUGCCGCUUGGCGACAAGGUGGAACGAUGCCCGAAGCUGCGUGUUAUUGACAUCAGCCCGACCAUCGCCGAGGCUAUCCGCCGUACCCACAACGGCGAGUCGGUCUCGUACCUGUUCACCCACGCCCCGGUUUAA
Dichotomopilus funicola is the source of this 972-nucleotide messenger RNA. Its product is annotated as putative ribose-phosphate pyrophosphokinase. The coding region runs from base 1 to 972 and encodes 323 amino acids. The record is from RefSeq and is a predicted model, not a curated record. Gene Ontology annotation, biological process: 5-phosphoribose 1-diphosphate biosynthetic process; ribonucleoside monophosphate biosynthetic process; purine nucleotide biosynthetic process. The transcript has 12 exons. NCBI's taxonomy places the organism in Eukaryota, Fungi, Ascomycota, Sordariomycetes, Sordariales, Chaetomiaceae. Gene Ontology annotation, molecular function: magnesium ion binding; ribose phosphate diphosphokinase activity. Gene Ontology annotation, cellular component: cytoplasm; ribose phosphate diphosphokinase complex.